This is a messenger RNA of Linum trigynum, 1882 nucleotides long. Lineage: Eukaryota; Viridiplantae; Streptophyta; Magnoliopsida; Malpighiales; Linaceae. The record is from the annotation of a GenBank genome assembly.
CCAUAAACACUUUUCGGCAAUAUAUAUUUUAAUAGGAGUAAGCUGUUAAAACAUUAUGAUCAGAGGACCAGAAAUAUACACCAAUAUAUUUAUGGUAUCCAAUUGAAAAUACUCCACCUCUUGUGGCUAUCUAUACCCAAGAGGCAAGAACGGCUCCCGCAAAAUCUCCCGCUCCCGCCUCGUAGCUCUCUCUUCCUCCCCCCUGCGUCCCUAGCCAUGGAGAUUUCAGCUGCAUUCUUGGGCGUUGGCCAAGUCUCCACGCCUUUAACGCCUUCGUCUUUCCUUUAGAUUCCGUCGGCAUCCGCAGCCGCUUGGCGUUGCAGAAGUUCUCUCACCAUCAUCGCCGCGGGAACCGCUUCUCCAGUCGAAGAAUCCGGGCGGCCGCCGCCGAGCAUUCGUAAGGUCAAACUCUCCAAUUCUCGGAGGCGCGACUCGAGUUCCUACUCGGCCAGACAAUCCGCCGUCGUUGAGGUUGAAAAAUCCGCCGACUUGGAAUCUGCCCUCCAAAGGUCAGUUCUAUCUGUUCAAAAAUCUAUUGAAUUGGAGUAAGUGACUGUGCUGAACAGUUCAAUUUUGGGCUACUGAAUGGUUUGAAAGAGUUUCCUUGCUAAAUCUCGCAGAUUAGGAGGGGUUUUGAAGGUGCAAGACUUAAAAUGUCAUUUUACGGAGUCUUGGAAAGCAAAACAGAUGGAGAGACCUUUCUCUGGUGCCGGAGCUAAAAAAAACCUUGAUGAACAAAAGCUUACUGAUUAUUCUUUUCGUUUGUUCCUGUCACUCAUUUUAACUUUUGGGGUUUGAUGCAGCUGUUCGAUUGGAUGGAAAAGCAGGGGAAGGUUUCUGUUGCGUCCUAUAGCAGUUAAAUCAAGUUCAUGGGGAAGAGUCUUAACCCCACGAAGGCACUGGAAAUCUAUAGAGGGAUACCAGAUGAAUCAACAAAGAGUAAUGUCAUCGUCUGCAAUUCCGUUCUUAGUUGCCUAGUUAGGAGUGGCAAGUUCGACAGCAGCAUCAAGUUGUUCCAUGAGAGGAAGCACAGUGGUUUAACACCUGAUGCCAUCACAUAUAGCGCAUUACUAGCAGGUUGUGUCAAAGUGAAAGAUAGCUGUGAUACAGCAUUGGAUCUGGUUCAGGAACUGAAUUAUAGAAGGUUGAAGAUGGACCGUGUAAUGCAUGGGACGGUACUGGCUGUCUGUGCUUCAAAUAAUCGAUGUGAAGAAGCAGAAAGCUAUUUCAACCAGAUGAAGGUUGGGGUCAUUCAGCUAAUGAGUUUCAUUACAGCUCUUUAAUGAAUGCCUACUCUUCUGGCGGAGACUACAAGAAAGCUGAGUGGCUGGUUCAAGAUAUGAAAUCUUCAGGGCUUGAACCAGAUAAGGUCGUUCUCCUAUUUAUCUCACCAUUUCAACUAGCUUUCAGAGUGAUAUUAGCUUUUCUUUGUGCUUCUUUCUGUUAAAAGCACACAAUUGGCAUGCUUGUGAUCCAUCAUAUUUUGUCCUUUGGUUGCUACAAGAUAAUAUCCCUAUAGGUCUCUGCUUCAUGGGUUGUAGUGCAAACAGUUGUUCCUGAUUAUUUUAUUGAAAUCGUAGGCAGGUAAUAUAACAACAUUACUAAAGGUGUACGUGAGAGGAGGCUUGUUUAAGAAGUCCAGGGAACUAUUGUCUCAAUUGGAAUCCUUGGGUUAUGCAAAAGAUGAGGUAAGUUCUAUUAUGUCAAUCUUUCAUUUUUCCCAGUCUCCUGGACUAUUGUAUCUUAAAAUAGCUAUAGCAUAGAGAAUCUCUAUUAACCCGCGUUACAAGUUUGACUCGAAGUUUUUAAUUUUGCAGGGACUAUUUGAAACGGCUAUAUCGUGAUAUAUUGCAGAACCUGAAAAGAAAGACCUACUUAUCCA